AUGGAUAAAACUGGACCUUCAGGAAACAAGCGAAAGCGAGUAGCUCUAAAUACUUCGACAAAUGAAAAGAUCUUAAGUCAGUGGAUAGAGGCUGAGUUGGAGCGAGAGUUCAGUGUUGUGGAUGAUGAAGAAGUGGAUCCAGAUUUCUGUUUGCACAGUGAUCAUAACUCGGCUUCAGAACAAUCUGAGGAUGAAGAAACUCAAUCUCAACGACAAAGAUCACCCCGAAGUUCAGUUGCGAUGCAAGAUUCAGGUCUAUCUUCAAUACAAGAUAAUAUACACACAGAAUCCCAAAGAUACUACAUAGGAGCCGAAAACACCAUGCUCAAAGUGCCUAAUUUCACCAGCGAUGAAAAGGCCUUGUUAGCAGCCCUAAUAAAGAGUAAACCAAUUGUGGAGUCGAAAGCAACUGACGGCAAGUCAGUUGAUAAAAAGAAAACUGCAUGGGAGUCCAUAACGCAAGAGUUUAAUUGCCAAGCUUAUGUUUAUAAGACAGCACCUGUUAUAAUUUGUGAAGUGAAAAAUUCAUUUGAUAGUGAUGGAUGCCUAUUAAGUUCACUUGAAGAGGAGGAAGUGAAAUCCAGUGAUUGCAAAAUAGAGUUGGCUACUCAAGAAAUCAAACAACAGGCAGCAGAACUAGAAUUACAGUCAAAUAAAAUUUUUCGGAAAAAGCUACAUUAG
Molecule: messenger RNA, 681 nt
Organism: Parnassius apollo (apollo)
Lineage: Eukaryota; Metazoa; Arthropoda; Insecta; Lepidoptera; Papilionidae
Source: the annotation of a GenBank genome assembly